AUGGAGCGCAUUUGGUCAAAGUUUAAUCCUCUAGUUAGGCAACUUCGUUAUGUGACUAAACAACAUUGGCUGAAUGCUCUCAACUUUGCAAGUCUACACAAAAAUGAUGUUGGGCGCAGGAAUGCUGUGAGAAAUGCGCUGCAGCACCUCCAGAAGACUCAGAAAAUGGCGGCAGAAUCUAAGGUCAAGUUGGAAAAGAUUCGUCUCGACCAUGGACUAGAUGGGGCCUAUCUUGAGUCUCAGUGGAAACGCAAAAAAGAUCUCCAAAAGCGUGCAAUGAGUUCAACAAGUGCUGAAUACCUCAAAUAUCUUGCGGAAUUGGUGGAGUUUGAGGAGAAGCUAAUUGCAGCACAGGAGCGUCUUGAGACUCUGCAACAAAAGAAAAAGGGAGGUCUUGCUCGUAAAAAGAAAAAUGCACUUAUAAAUUUACCGGAUACAAUGGUUAAGUUGGAAGAGGCAAUUGAAAAGGUCACAGCAAACCUAGGAUCCGUGGAGUUUCAUGAAAUUACUGGUCUGAAAAGUGGGAAAGGUGUUCAUAAAGAUGAAAGGGCAAAGGCUUUGGCUAAAAUCCUGGUGGCCAAAGGGCGUCUCGUCGAAGCAAAGAGUGGAGUGCUGGAGCAUAGACGGCGAGCAGGAACAGUACAAGGUGAGGUCUGA
Molecule: messenger RNA, 657 nt
Organism: Melampsora larici-populina 98AG31
Lineage: Eukaryota; Fungi; Basidiomycota; Pucciniomycetes; Pucciniales; Melampsoraceae
Exons: 4
Coding region: 1-657 (218 amino acids)
Source: RefSeq, a predicted model, not a curated record